CCACUCCCUCAAACACACGCUGCUUCCAGCUGAACUGUCACUGAAAACUGCUCCACGCCGCUCCAUCUCUGCGCGUCCAGCUGUGCGCACAUCUGAUCCGGGACCGGAGCCUUUAAAGACUGAUCGGAGAGCAGGGAGGGGGAAUAUAAACGACAAACAUGGCUUCUAAUGCUACGGGUUGCCUGAAACUGUCCGAGGACCAAAUUAAAGUGCUGGAGGAAAAUUUCAACAAAGUCACAAAGCAUCCUGACGGGACGACCCUCAUGUUGAUCGCUGCGGAGUGCGGGCUGUCAGAGGAGGACACAGAGAAAUGGUUCAAGCAGCGUAACGCAAAGUGGAGGCAGGCAGAGGGUCUACCAGCAGAACUAGGAUCAGUGUUGGACUGAGACUUUCUGGCCUCCUUCUGAUGCACAAAGCUCUUUGCUGACCUUAUUCCUCCUGAACGGACUGACCUACCUUUGCCUUGCCAAAUGUCCAUUCCUCCUUUUGUAUCUAUAAAGCUCACUUUUCUUGCAAAAUAUGAAAUUUGUGUGCCAUUUUAAUCUUAUUUGCAUAAAUAAACAUAUUGUUAUUGUAAGUAA
Girardinichthys multiradiatus is the source of this 581-nucleotide messenger RNA. It is a transcript of the gene hopx, whose product is annotated as HOP homeobox. Gene Ontology annotation, biological process: regulation of transcription by RNA polymerase II; cell differentiation. Bases 159 to 386 code for a protein of 75 amino acids. Lineage: Eukaryota; Metazoa; Chordata; Actinopteri; Cyprinodontiformes; Goodeidae. Gene Ontology annotation, cellular component: nucleus. The transcript is spliced from 2 exons. Gene Ontology annotation, molecular function: DNA binding. The record is from RefSeq and is a predicted model, not a curated record.